Elaeis guineensis (African oil palm) is the source of this 1975-nucleotide messenger RNA. Its product is annotated as beta-amylase 3, chloroplastic. The record is from RefSeq and is a predicted model, not a curated record. Gene Ontology annotation, molecular function: beta-amylase activity. Gene Ontology annotation, biological process: polysaccharide catabolic process. NCBI's taxonomy places the organism in Eukaryota, Viridiplantae, Streptophyta, Magnoliopsida, Arecales, Arecaceae.
AUGGCCUCAACUCUACGUUUAUCAACCACCUUCAUGACCCCAACGGACCCUAGCAAGGUCCACAAAACCGCCGAGGAGUUCCCGAGCUGGGUGCACGUCGGCAUACCCAAGCGGGCGUGCCGCCUUCGGGCGGUGAGGGCGUCCAGCCACCACGACGUGCUGGAGCGAGGGGCGGCGACGCCGCAGGCCGGGCGGCUCCACGGGCUGCCGGGCCAGCGGAGCGGCCAAGGAGGGACGUCGGCGAGGGUGCCGGUGUACGUGAUGCUGCCGCUGGACACGGUGUCGGCGUCGGGCGGGCUGAGCCGGGCGCGGGCGCUGAACGCCAGCCUGAUGGCGUUGCGGAGCGCAGGAGUGGAGGGGGUGAUGGCGGAUGUGUGGUGGGGGUUGGUGGAGAAGGAUGGACCCAUGCAUUACAACUGGGAGGCCUACAUGGAGCUGGUGAAGAUGGUGGAGAAGAAUGGUCUCAAGCUCCAGAUGGUCAUGUCCUUCCACCAGUGUGGUGGCAACGUCGGAGACUCUUGCAGCAUACCAUUACCACCAUGGGUUCUUGAGGAAAUGAGCAAAGAUCCAGAUAUCGUAUACACGGACAGGUCAGGAAGGAGGAACCCAGAGUAUAUCUCCUUAGGCUGCGACACACUGCCAGUCCUGAGGGGCAGAACUCCCAUCCAAGUCUAUGCAGACUUCAUGAGAAGUUUUCGCGAAAGAUUCAGUGACUACCUUGGCGACGUGAUUGUGGAAAUUCAAGUGGGGCUGGGGCCUUGUGGAGAGCUGAGAUAUCCAUCUUAUCCCGAGAGCAACGGAACUUGGAGGUUUCCCGGGAUCGGAGAAUUCCAAUGCUAUGACAAGUACAUGAAAGCUUCUCUGCAAGCUGCUGCUAUUGAAAUUGGACAAGAAGGAUGGGGCAAGGGUGGACCGCAUGAUGCUGGGCACUACAAGCAGUUCCCUGAGGAUACUGGUUUCUUCAGAAGAGAGGGAACAUGGAACUCAGACUAUGGGAAAUUCUUCCUUGAAUGGUACUCAGGAAAGCUCCUAGAGCAUGGAGACCGUAUCCUAGCAUCUGCAGAGGGGAUAUUCCGUGGCACUGGUGCCAAACUAUCUGGAAAGGUUGCAGGAAUCCAUUGGCAUUACCGAACACGCUCUCACGCAGCAGAACUGACAGCUGGGUACUAUAACACACGGUACAGAGAUGGGUACCUUCCAGUAGCUCAGAUGCUAGCAAAGAGGGGUGUGGUAUUAAACUUUACAUGCAUGGAGAUGAAAGAUGAACAACAACCCAGUCAUGCAAACUGUUCACCAGAAUUGCUAGUCCAACAAGUGAAAAAAGCAACCAAAGCGGCCGGAGCAGAGCUCGCGGGGGAGAAUGCAUUGGAGAGAUAUGACGAGUCAGCAUACUCACAGGUGUUGGCGACAAGUAGAGCAGAUCCAGGAAUUGGUUUGAGUGCAUUCACAUAUCUCAGGAUGAACAAGAAGUUGUUUGAAGGAGAGAACUGGCGAAACUUUGUGGCAUUUGCUAAGAGCAUGUCAGAAGGUGGAAGAAAGGUUUCGCUUCCUAAGAGUGACUCCAUGCACUCUGACCUCUAUGUUGGUUUUAUAGGAAGUAAAGACCGGAGCUCAGAGGGUAAGGUAGCUGCUUCCGUGUAAAAAGACACAUGUGGAUCCAUGUAUAGAUCGAUAUAGUUGAAGAUGUAAGCAGAGAUAAGAGGAAAGUGAACUAACUGGGGCUUACCCCAGUAGUCAUACUCCUCUAAAUAGCAACUAGAGAUUUGAGGUUCGAGGCUUGUGGUCAUGGAUUCUCAGGUACUUGGACCUAGGUUAUAACAUGGGCGGGUGCCCCUGUCUCUCUUCCUUAGGAAUAAAAAACAGGACCCAAUAUAUGAUAUAGAAAAUCCAAAAUAAUUCUGCAGAGAAUAAAGUAUAUUUGCCUCCAAGUGGCUUACUAUUUUUUAAGCAAUGAAAACAAUUGUCAUAAAUUUAA